GUUGUGCAUGCUGUGGUACAUUUUAUACACCAUAGAUUGUGGAUAUAUGUUAUUAUUAUAGUUUGAGAGUAUGUCAGACCAGAAGAUGUCCAUCCAUGGAGUCCACUGUACAUCAGACCAGGGGAUGUACAGUACAUUCAUGUAGCCUGCUGUAUGUGAGAAGAGAAGAUGUUCAUCCAUGUGGUCUGCUGUACAUCAGACCGGAGGAUAUACAUCCAUGGAGUUUGCUGUAUGUCAGAAUGCAAGAUGCCCAUCCAUACAGUCCACUGUACAUGAGACCAGGGGAUGUACAGUACAUCCAUGUAGUCUGCUGUACGUCAGAAAAGAUGUUCAUCCAUGUGGUCUGCUGUACAUCAGACCGGAGGAUAUACAUCCAUGGAGUUUGCUGUAUGUCAGAAUGGAAGAUGCCCAUCCAUGGAGUCCACUGUACAUCAGAACGAAAGUUGUACAUCCAUGGAAUCCAGUGUAAAUCAGACCAGAGAUGUACAAUCCAUGGAGUCUGCUGUACAUCA
This is a messenger RNA of Staurois parvus, 512 nucleotides long. The record is from the annotation of a GenBank genome assembly. NCBI's taxonomy places the organism in Eukaryota, Metazoa, Chordata, Amphibia, Anura, Ranidae.